Molecule: messenger RNA, 1590 nt
Organism: Aspergillus affinis
Lineage: Eukaryota; Fungi; Ascomycota; Eurotiomycetes; Eurotiales; Aspergillaceae
Product: MFS transporter
Exons: 2
Coding region: 1-1590 (529 amino acids)
Biological process (GO): transmembrane transport
Cellular component (GO): membrane
Molecular function (GO): transmembrane transporter activity
Source: RefSeq, a predicted model, not a curated record
AUGGAGUCUUUUCGUGGCGACGAUCCCCGAGAUUCGUCUGUUUGGUCCGAUAUCUCCGAAAGCGACGCGCGCGGUGAAUUGCACGAGAAACCGACCGAGAGAAACGAUGACCCUGAAGCGCUGACCCGUGUCGAAACCUCCCAUUCGGCCAUAGAGCCCCCAAAGUCGCUAUGGCAGGAGGUCCCGUUUAUCAUCGUGGUCUGCAUGGCCCAGUUCAUGACCCAGGCCGGGCUGGCCAUCUCCAUCGCCCCGGUUUACAUCAUCGGCGACAGCUUCAACACGUCGAGUCCCGGUGAACUCAGCUGGUUCGCGGCCGCCUACAGUCUGACGGUCGGCACGUUUAUUCUGGUCGCUGGCCGGCUCGGCGAUGUCUUCGGUCAUCGCUUGAUGUUCGUCAUCGGCUUCGCGUGGUUCGGACUGUGGUCCCUGCUCGGCGGCUUCAGCGUCUGGUCCAACCAGCUCUUUUUCGACUGCUGCAGAGCCUUCCAGGGCAUAGGGCCGGCCCUGCUGCUGCCAAAUGCCAUUGCUAUAUUUGGUCGCACCUACCCACCCGGUCUCCGCAAGGAGAUGGUCUUCUGCUUGUUCGGCGCCACGGCACCCAGCGGCUUCCUCGUCGGCGGCAUCUUCUGUUCCAUCUUUGCCCAGCUCGUCUGGUGGCCCUGGGGUUACUGGGUCAUGGGUAUCAUGUGCUUCGUAUUUGCGGCGCUCGGCCUCCUCGUCAUCCCCAAGACACCUCGGCCUCGUUUCAGAAACUCCAUGCCCCUCUGGGUCCGACUCGACCUCCUCGGCGCCGCUGCAGGAAUCUCGGCCCUCAUCCUGAUCAAUUUCGCAUGGAACCAAGCUGCCUUGGUAGGCUGGAAGACGCCAUACACCUACGCGCUCCUGAUUGUCGGGUUCAUCCUCAUGGGUCUUUUCGCCUGGAUCGAGAGCUCCGCCGUGUGUCCCUUACUCCCCAAAUCCGUGCUCACCGGCAAUCUCGCCUGGGUGCUCGGAUGCAUCGCAGCGGGCUGGUCCAGCUUCGGCAUCCUCAUUUACUACUUCUACCAGUUCAUGCUCGUCAUCAAGGGCGACACGCCGCUGCUCACGACUGUCAAGUUCAUCGCCGCCUCUCCCUCCGGCGCCCUCGCCGCCCUGACCACCGGGUUCCUGCUCUCUCGUCUCCCGGCCAGCGUCAUCAUGUUCUGUUCCAUGUGCGCUUUCACUGCUGGCCUGGCUAUAUUCGCUACUGUUCCCGUCGACCAGACUUACUGGGCUCAGGCAUUCGUCGUUAGUUUGAUUACCUGCUGGGGAAUGGACAUGUCCUUCCCCUCCGGCACCCUCAUCCUCAGUAACUCCAUGCCGCGCCAACACCAAGGCCUCGCCGCCUCCCUGGUCACCACGACGGUCAACUAUUCUAUCUCCAUGGGCCUUGGGUUCGCAGGGACCGUUGAGUCGCAUGUCAAUCACGGAGGCAAAGACGUGCUGCGUGGGUACAGGGGUGCGCUCUAUAUGGGUAUCGGGCUUGCCGGUCUUGGAGUGCUCGUGUCGGUCUUGUUUAUGGGGGUUAGUUGGAGGAGGUAUCGUAUGGGGAAGAAGGAGGGGGGAGGAUAA